GUAUCUGGGGGUAUUCGUUAAUCAGUUUUCGUUAUAUUUCUUUUUAGCUUUUUUUUGUUUUCGAAUCCAUUAAUGGGUUAGUAAGGCCCUUCGGUGACUAAUUCUGUUGAAAUGUUUAUAAAUAGCAUCUUAAGUCAAGGUCUCACAAAACAUUGCUAUAUUUUUUUUAAUUUAAUGAAAUCCUUUACGAUGGCUACAUUAUGCAUCUCAAAGUUUGUGUUCAGAGUAACCUUCAAAAAUCCUUACAUCUUAAAACAUCUACCUUCUCGUUGGCCUCUGCGAUUUAUUUUUUAAAAUAAUACAUCGCAUCUAAUCUGCUAUUCCUGUAUAUACGCUCUUUUAUCGAAUCAAUCUUGAUGUUGGUAAGGCAAUCAAGUGGUUUGUACAUGCUGUGUAUUUUAACCAAACCCAGGAUCUAAUCAAGUUUUAAAUUGUGUAUUGCAGUACUGGUCUUUAUGUUAAACUUGCGUUUGUUAAUGUGUUAUAAGCAUAGUUUGGAGUAUCUACAUCAGCAGAAAUAAAGAUUGACAGUCGAAUAUCAACUGGAUGGCAUCGCAAGUUAAAUCUAUUGGUCGUGGAUAAGUAAUAGCUGAAGAUUGUUUGGUUGAAGUGAAGAUCCGAUAGGAAAUCCAACAAUUGAACAGUCCACGGGCAAGCACAUCAUCAGUGUCCAGGACGAUGGACAUCUGAACGCCAGCUAGCGAAUCUGCGAUCAGCCUAGGAGCAGCGCGCCGUGAGAGGACUCUCGGAUAGCCAGACAGUGAACUCUCUGUCAGUACUAGAAAAGAAAUAAAUAACUAAUCAAAUCAAAUCAAAUCGAUUGAUCAAGAUGAGUGUGAUUAUUCGGUUACAAAAUCUGCCGUGGACGGCAAAUGCGCGCGACAUUCGAAACUUCUUCUCGGGCCUCUCGAUUCCCGAGGGCGGUGUCCACAUUAUCGGCGGCGAGAUGGGCGACGCUUUCAUCGCUUUCAGCACCGACGAGGACGCCCGCUGCGCAAUGUUGAAGGAUCGCGAGAAGCUGAUGGAGAUCCAGGUGCGCCUGCUGCUCUCCUCGCGGGCCGAGAUGCAGAAGGUCAUUGAGACGGCUCGGAAGGGAGCCGUCGCUCCGGCGCCCAUUUCCGUUCCGGUUCCCAUGCCAGUUGUUGCACCCACUCCGGUGCCCAAGCCGCCGAGUCUGGCUGCUCCCAUGCCUCCGAUUAUCGGGGGCUUAAACAGCUUCCUAAGCCAAAGCAAGGUGGCGGCGCCAGCCGGUGGGGUGCCCUCUUUCCUGACCUACCAGCAACAGGCCGGGAUCCAGCUCUCCGAGAUCACGGGCAACCGCAGUCGCAGCCGCUCCUCCAGUUCCGAUGACAGCGAUAGGGAGCGUGAGAGGGAACGCGAACGGGAACGUGAACGAGGUCGCAAACGUCGCUCCGACCGUUUGGACAAUAGCCACGAAAGGGAGAUCAAGAUGGCAGCGUCGCUAUCACCCUGGGCCCAGCCACCUCAAAAUCAAAUGCCAGUUGCAGGUGGCUUGGGACUCAACAUGGGUUUAAGCCUCAACAUGCCACCGGUUUUACCCUCGUUGCAAAGCUACACCACUAGUACCACCACCAACAACGUAACUAACAACUACAAUCUCGCUCCGAGUGCUCCCAAUGCCCAACUGCUGGCCGCUCUGCAGCAAGUGGCCGGCGGCGGUGGUGGUGGUAGUGGAGUUGGUGCACCUGCUCCAGUGCAGCCCACCAAGUCCGAAGGCGAGCCCAUUGCCUUUGCCAGCGAGAAUCCCUAUGCGCAGAUGUACCCGCAGCUGUUCCAGCAACAGCAGUUGCUCCUCCAGCAGCAGCAGACUCCGGCCAAGGUGUCGCCCUCCAUUGGCGGCUCUCCGGGCGGUGGAAACACACCCCAGGUCAUCGCAGACACCUGCUACAUUCGGAUAAGUGGCAUGUGCCAGAAUACCUCCUACAGCGACAUCCGCAAGUACUUCCAGGGGCUGUACAUUCCACACAAUGGCAUCAAGAUCAUGAUGUCGAAUGGCAACCGCACCGGAGUGGCCUACGUGGAGUUCUCCCGCGUGUCCAGUGCCCAAAAGGCGGUGCAGCGGAAUAAUACUAUGUUCCGGGAUCGCUUGAUUCAGAUAGCCCCAGUGGGCGACGAAGAAUUCGAGCAGGCGGAGGAACGCGCCAAUCGACAGCAAAGCGAGGGAAACCGGAGUCACAACCACAACGGCGGAGAGAGAAGCGAACGCAGCGGUGGAGGAGGAGGAGGUAUGCCCAUGCCCAUACCCAUAACCAAUGUCCUCUAUGUGGAGGAUCUACCACAGCUAACCACCGAGCAGGAGGUCAUGAAGAUGUUCUCCGCCAGCUACACCGUUGUGGACAUCCUUCUGAGCCCCAGUCCCAACAAUCGUCGCGAGUGCGUGGCCUUUGUCCUGUUUGCCAGGGAGACCGAUGCAGAGGCUGCUCUGCAGGACACCUCCAAGCACUAUAUAGGAUUCCGCCAGCUGAGGGUGAGGCCCAGCAGUCAGGCCGAGAUGCAGAAUGCUAAGGAGAAGCAGCGCAGGGCCAACGAGCAGCUGCUCAAGGAGGAGGCCGAUCAGCGGGAGGAGCUCUUAAAGGAUCAGCAAAGGAGGCAGAAGCUGCAGCAACAGGAGCAGGAGAACAACAACCAGGCGAACAGGUUCGCCGCCGAUCCCAGAAGACGUCAGGUGGAUGAGCAGCAGCAGCAACAACAACAGCUACAGCAGCAGCUUCAGAUGCAGCAGCAGCAGAUGAAUAUGGGGUCCAACCACAAUAUGAAUCCCAAUAUGAUGUCUGCCUUUAUGAACGGUGGUAAUAUGCCCUUCAACAUGCCACCUCAGCAGCAAAACGGCGGCCCCAACUUCCCGUUCAACAUGAAUAACAACUUCAACAUGAAUAACAACGGCAAUCCCAAUGGCAAUGGACCCAACUUCCCCAACGACAAUGGAGGCGGUGGCGGCAUCCAACGUCCUCGGCAAGAAGACGUCUUCGUGCGUGUCCACAACUGCGAGUAUGCCACCAGGGUCAAUGAUCUGGGCGAACUCUUCUCCAUAGAACAGCUGGGCAUCGAGCACAUCGAACAGCUUUUCAAUGAGCGUAACCAGAGUUCCGGCGAAUUCAUUGUGGAGUUCACCGAUCCGGCCAGCUGCAAGCAGGCCAUCCGAGAGUUCCACAAUCGACGCUUUCGGGGAAGGGGCUUGCGUGUGGUUUCGAUCACACCCCAGGAGAUAGCUGAUAGGAUGAACAAGCCCUUCAUGGACUAUCUGCCCGGAGGAAACGGUUCCAGAAAUGUGGAAAAUAACGAUGUGAGCGGAAGUGGUAGUGGAAACGGAAAUGGAGGCAGUGGAAGAUCUGAUGGCGGUAAGGGAGCACAGCCAUCUCGUCGUCGUGGACCCAGUCGCUUCGAUCAGCCGCAGGAUCAGCCACCAGAACACCUGGAGCGACAGCAGUCCUUGGAAAAGGAGGAGAACAGCAAUAGCAGCUCCAACGCCCCCGUCAAACAGCACUUCAAUCCCUUCGCGCGACCGGAUCCCCCGCUGAGCAGCAGCUCGCUCUCGCCCAGCAAUGUGAGCCAAGGCAAGCAGGCCUCUCCGGUGCCCGUCCCAACUUCCCAAAUCCCGGACAAGUUCAAUCGUCCGGGAUGUGUGGUGGCCAUGCGAAAUGUCCCCUUCAAGGCGGAGCUAAAGGAUAUCCUGCGCUUCUUCGGCGACUACAAGCUCAGUCCUGACGACAUCAUCAGGCGUUUCAACGAUGAAGGAAAACCCACCGGAGAUACUCGGGUGGCUUUCGAAUCCCCUUCAGAGGCACGGUCCGCUUUCGAAUCGCGCCGCAGGAAGCAGAUAUUUAAUCGCACCGUUUACCUGGAUAUUAUUUAGGCUAUGGGCCCCCUCGACUGUUUGACCAUCGCUAGUGUACAUUGUAAAUAAGUUAUAUUAAGACUAACACCAAACACAUUAACCAGGUAAGGACAUGGACAGCUUAGAGGUCUGGAUUUCCCGUGCCCAAUCUGUUUCAUUUGGCAUGUACAUAUACCUGUUUGAAUAAAUCUAGAAAUCAUGCGCAACAAUGCGAUUAUUCUGUGUAAAGAAACCGCUAAAACAUUAAGUUAUUAAUUUAAAUGUGGAACUACUUUACCCAAAGACUCAUCGUAACAUCAUGAAUCUAUCGACGCAUAUGUUCUAUUUUAUUUUUUAAAACCAAUGCCAUCUAUGUAAGUUUUUCAAACAUAUUUUAAUUUUAAGAACAUCAUCGUAGGAUUGUAAGUCGAAACAAAAUAAAACUUUGUUUGAAAUGUUAUAAAA
Drosophila biarmipes is the source of this 4300-nucleotide messenger RNA. Its product is annotated as transcription factor mef2A. Gene Ontology annotation, cellular component: ribonucleoprotein complex; nucleoplasm. Bases 830 to 3874 code for a protein of 1014 amino acids. Gene Ontology annotation, molecular function: RNA binding. NCBI's taxonomy places the organism in Eukaryota, Metazoa, Arthropoda, Insecta, Diptera, Drosophilidae. Gene Ontology annotation, biological process: regulation of RNA splicing. The record is from RefSeq and is a predicted model, not a curated record. The transcript has 3 exons.